AUGAAUACAGUGCUAAGAGUUAUACGAAACUUUCCUGUUAACGAUAGCAAAGUGCACAACGUGACAUGUGAGGGAUGUGGAUCAUCUGAAUUUAAAUGUGAUCGAUAUAAGUGUUUAGAAUGUUCUAGUUAUGAUUUGUGUGCUUAUUGCUUUGAACAACGAAAACAGACAAAAACACACACAAGUGGACAUGCUGUAGUGCAUUACAAAUGUCCUGAUGAACUAUUCGGUGGUCGAUUCAAAAAUGAUAGCGAAGUAACAUUAGAGAACUUAAAAUAUGCCUUUCGCGAUCAAAUACAUGAAACUGUGCCAUGUGAGGGAUGCUUAACAAGUUCAAUAACUGGUUUACGCUUCAAAUGUGAUAUUUGUCCUGAUUACGAUUUAUGCGAACAAUGUGUACAUAAUCGUAUUACAACAAAACAACACAAACUAUACCAUCCAGUAAUUCUGAUUGAAAAACAACAAAUACCAGAAAUAAGCAAAGAUGAUAUCGAGCUUGGAGAGGAACUUGGGCACGGUGCUUUCGGAUGCGUAUUCAAGGGAAGAUGGCUAUCCAGUAAGCGUACUGUAGCCUGUAAAGUUAUUACGAUACCAUCGUCCACACAGUUUUCGGAACGGAAACGAAGUUUUUUCAAAGAACUUGCUGCAUAUACGGAACUAUCAGGUGCUUAUAUUUUAAAAAUCUAUGGUUAUGUUCAUCAACAAGCAGUCCACGGUAAAGGAGAGAAAUAUAUGCUCAUCAUGGAAUAUAUGGCAAAAGGAAGUUUGAGAACAGUGAUCACUGAAGGCGAUAAGAUAUCACUGCGUCGAAAAUUACACAUGGCGUGUAAUGUGGCAAAUGGUAUCAGAAAAAUACAUGAACAUGACAUGAUCCAUCGAGAUAUUCGUCCAGAUAAUAUUCUUGUCGCAGAUGACUAUACGGCUAAAAUAGGAGAUAUGGGUAUUGCUCGUGUGCUGAGUGAAGAUUCAAGGCAUACGAUAGUUGGUCCAGAAUCAUUCAUGCCACGCGAAUUUUAUUCAGGAAUAUAUGACCAAAAAUUGGACAUAUUUACAUUUGGUUUAACAAUGAACUAUCUAUUUUCCGAAACUAUGCAUGAAUAUCAACAGCGAGAAAUCGUAAUUAAAACGCGAAGUCCAAUAUUUUGGGAUCUUAUUAGUCGUUGUAUUCACAUUGACCCCAAACAGCGUCCAACAUCUGCGGAAAUAGUAAAAGCGCUAGAAUUACAUAAUCAAAGUUUCGUUGAAUUGAUAAAUAAGUAUCCAAUAUACAUGAAACUACCACUAAAUGAGAAAGAUGACAUGUUUAUCAAAUUUUAUGAGAAAACUCAUUUACAAGCCACACCGACGCCAAUUAUUGACAGACACAAUUCUUCACCAGAUGUACGAAUCAGAGCAUCAGCAAACGUAAAAACCAGAGCCUCACGCAAACUUAAGAGUAAGGAUUUUUGUAGAAUACAUUGA
Molecule: messenger RNA, 1461 nt
Organism: Didymodactylos carnosus
Lineage: Eukaryota; Metazoa; Rotifera; Eurotatoria; Philodinida; Philodinidae
Source: the annotation of a GenBank genome assembly